AUGGUGAAUUCCUUGGUGUACCACGGUCUAUCACUAAACACCUCAAACCUCGGUGUCAACGAAUACGUCGCCUUCGCAGUUUCAGGAGCCGUCGAGAUCCCUGCUUACCUUCUCUCCGUGGUCGCCAUCGAGAUCAAGUUCAUAGGACGGAGGAUUAGUCUCAGUGUGUGCAUGUUGGUCGCCGGCGUGGCUUGCCUCUCUACAUCCGCCAUACCACCCGGAGCAGCACUCACAUCAGUUGCAAUGAUUGGUAAAUUUGGAAUUUCGGCAUCUUUCGCAAUCCUGUAUCUGUACACCGCGGAGCUGUACCCAACCAACAUCAGGAGCGUGGCAAUGGGGACCUGCUCGAUGUUUUCACGAAUCGCCGGCAUUGUGGCGCCCCUCAUACUCAUACUGGCCAAGAUUUGGACUCCACUACCCCUCGUCAUCUACGGGUCCGUCUCAGUGAUCGCUAGCCUACUGACUCUCUUCCUCCCCGAAACUUUGGGCCACAAGCUCCCCGAGACAAUCGAAGAAAGCGAAAAUUUUGGAAGGUAUUGCAAAGUGAAAUCUGAUGAGAACAACACCAGCUCGGGUAGAAAUGGCGUCUACAUUCUUAACCAGGAUGGGCGUGAAGAGAAGGAGAUUAAAGAGAAUGGAGGGGUCAACACCAUGGAUUACGUGAAUCCUGCUUCAUUCAAUAUUCAAGAUGAGAAUGACCACGGCAAACGGGAUAGUGGCGUGCAAGCUGAUUUACCGGAACAACCUUAG
Messenger RNA from Strongylocentrotus purpuratus (purple sea urchin), 750 nucleotides. RefSeq names its product organic cation transporter protein-like. The record is from RefSeq and is a predicted model, not a curated record. Gene Ontology annotation, molecular function: transmembrane transporter activity. Bases 1 to 750 code for a protein of 249 amino acids. The transcript is spliced from 4 exons. Gene Ontology annotation, biological process: transmembrane transport. Lineage: Eukaryota; Metazoa; Echinodermata; Echinoidea; Camarodonta; Strongylocentrotidae.